AUGAUCGAAUGUUCGGAAGGAUGGAAGUUGGUGGGUGCAGAUGUCGACUCACAGGAGCAGUGGAUUGCCGCAUUGCUUGGCGAUAGUGCGGUUGGGCAGCAUCGAGCCGGAGUGACACCGUUCAGUAACAUGUUGCUGGCUGGAUCAAAAGCAGAUCACAGCGAUUUGCAUAGUGUUGUAGCAAAAGAAGUGGGAAUCAGCAGAGAUAAGGCUAAGGUGAAGUGUUCUGAGUUGAAAUUAGAAAGCGAUCUCAACAAAAAUAUAUAUAUUGCCAAAAUUUCAGCCUGCAGUCUGAUGUCGGCUAUCAGUUUAGAUUUCACUUUUAUUCACUAA
Messenger RNA from Anisakis simplex (herring worm), 333 nucleotides. The record is from the annotation of a GenBank genome assembly. Lineage: Eukaryota; Metazoa; Nematoda; Chromadorea; Rhabditida; Anisakidae.